AUGGAUACUGGACAACAGAUGACAAUUAAGGUGUAUCAUCAAGAAUUAGGCUACAAGGGUAGUCCUUUCACUUGGUGGAAUGGAAGGCCAAAUGAGGAACGCAUCUUCAAGAGAUUGGAUAGAAUUUGUGUGAACAUGACUUUUCAAACACUAUUUCCUAAUAUAGAAGUGGAGCAUCUCAUAAGAACAGGCUCAGAUCAUACUCCACUUUUGAUGAGCUGUGGUGAAGAGGCAAUGAAGUUUGUAAAACCAUUCAAGUUUCUGAACUUUGGGGCAAAACAUGAAUCAUUUAUGGAGGUGUUGGCUAUAAGGAAGGAUGUGGUUAGAAUCAAGGAGAUGUUGUUUGAAGAAGAUCCUUCUGUGGCAAAUAGAAUAGUACUUCAACAAGCUCAAGCUGAGUUGAAGAAGUACUUAAGCGUUGAAGAACAAUACUGGAAACAAAAAGCAGGUAUGACUUGGUUUGAGGAAGAGGACAAAAACACUAUAUUCUUUCAUAACCAUGUCAAUGGUAAGAGGCAAAAGCUACAAUUGAAAAGGAUCCAGAAUUAUGAUGGUGCAUGGAUUGAAUCUCAAGACAUAUUAUCUAAUGUUGCAGUAGAGUUUUUUCAGAAGCAGUUCACUUAG
This is a messenger RNA of Nicotiana tabacum (common tobacco), 624 nucleotides long. RefSeq lists its product as uncharacterized. Lineage: Eukaryota; Viridiplantae; Streptophyta; Magnoliopsida; Solanales; Solanaceae. The record is from RefSeq and is a predicted model, not a curated record.